Molecule: messenger RNA, 492 nt
Organism: Striga asiatica
Lineage: Eukaryota; Viridiplantae; Streptophyta; Magnoliopsida; Lamiales; Orobanchaceae
Source: the annotation of a GenBank genome assembly
AUGGAUCCAGUUCCGUGGUUUGAUAAUUUCCUAUGGAACCAUGAUUUACCUAUGAUCAUGGGCUGUGAAUGGAGCAAGGCAACUGAAGGUGUAAUAUUUCUAAGAAUGGCGCCAGGAAUCCGUAAAACUCAAAUUAUUUCAAAAGCUGCUCUAGAAAGCAUGCUUAACCAAGCUACCAAGGAUAGCUCAACUACUGCGUCAGCUCGUAUUGGAGUCAGAGAACAUUUUAACCAAUCAAAUGUGUCAUCUGCUGGAGUGACUGGAGCAUGUGGAACUACUGAAGUUAAUCAUGGUUCUUCCGGAGAAGGUGAUAAUACUACAACAAAUCACACUAAUGAGAGUGGCAUUCCACAAACCCUUGAAACUCCCAACCCAAAUCAGAAUUUGAAUGCAGCUGAAGGCUCAACUGGUAACCUUCAGGAUACAUCAGUCACAGGUUCAUAUCCUGGGACGAACUCUGUUCAGAAGGAUGCACAAGUGGUUCAUAUAUAA